CCCUCCUGGGUGUAGCCCACCCAGCUCAGCUUUAAGAGGCGCCGUAGAGAGACUGAGCUCUCAUCCUGCUCUCAGCCGGGACAGCCAAGGUCUACCCGGAGCUGGUCUUAUCUCUGUGUUGAAGGCUGAACCUGGACCUGGAACAGACCGAUACAACCAGAUCACAUCUGGGAUAUUUCUACGAGAAUCAACCUGGUUUCAGACAGGGAACAAACUGUUGAUUGUCAGGGCUGACAUUCCUGCUAUCUUCUCAACUCCUCAGAAGAUCUUACAACCGUUUGAAUUAGUCAGAAUUCUGAGAAGUUAACAAAUAUUGCUACAAUGUUUAAUCCUUUUAAAACAGUGUUUUUGCCCCGCCCUAAGCGGUUGGCAGAAGCUGUUAAGAAAGAAGGCAAGAAGAUUAAAGGAUGUACUCAGGACGUUUACACUCUUCCUCUGGAAGCCCAGUCCGAGAUAGAGGGAUGCAAAUGCUUCAUGUUUGGAAAAGACUUGAUUGGUAAAAAGAACCGCACCAUCAUGGUUCUAGGAGCCACUGGGGCGGGCAAGUCCACCCUGGUCAACAGGAUGAUCAACUACAUCUUGGGGGUCACAGGGAAAGAUACCUUUAGAUUCAUGUUGGUAGACGAAGGCCCUGUCAAGUCUCAGGCUCACAGCCAGACCUCUGAAGUCACCGUGUACAAGCUCAACCACAGAGUGGGCUUCCAGAUCAACUACUCCCUGACUAUUGUGGACACGCCGGGUUUCGGAGACACGAGAGGCAUAGAAAAAGAUCGGUUGAUUAUGAAACAGCUAGAAGAAUUAUUUUCUGCUAAAAGUGGAAUCAGCGAGAUUGAUGCCAUCUGCUUCGUGGUCCAAGCAUCUUUAGCUCGGCUUACAACGACACAGAAAUACAUCUUUGAGUCGGUUCUCGCUAUAUUUGGCAAAGAUGUGGCAGAGAACAUAAAGAUUCUGGUGACAUUUGCAGAUCACGAAAAACCUCUGGUUCUCGGGGCGAUCAAAGAGUUCGGGGUCCCAUGUCCUAGAACAAAAAAAGGUUUAAUAAUUCACUACAAGUUCAAUAACUCUGACAUAAAGAUACAUAGUGCAAACAACGAAGAUGACAGCAAUGACGAUGAAGAAGAUGAUGAUGAUGAUGAAGGAGCAAAUAAAAAGCAUUGGGACAUGGGAACCAAAAACAUGAAAGAAUUCUUUUCUGAUCUGAAAGUCAUUGAGACCAAGAGCUUGACCUUAACCAAGGAGGUGCUCAGACAGAGAGCUCAGCUGGAGAUCUCCAUUGAGAAUAUCGAGAAGAAGGUGAAAUUGGCCUUAACUAAACUUGAGGAGGCUAAACGAGAAUCUCAAAUUCUCGAAACACACAAAUCAGAGAUCCAAAAAAAUGAGAAAUUUGAAUAUGAGGUCAGCGUCACAAGGCCUGUUAAAGUUCAAGCCGAAGAAUCCUCAUUGAACUGUAAGAAAUGUAAUGUAACUUGCCACAAAUCCUGCGGGGUAAUACUUUCCAUUUAUCUUUGUGAGGUCUUUACCUGGGGGGGUUACUGCACAGAAUGCAAAGGCAAAUGCGGUGUGACGGAGCAUGUCCAUGAGGGUUUCUACUGGGAUUCCGAGACGGUGAAAACGAAUCAAACCUACAAGGAGCAGAAAGAAAAGUAUGCGACAGCCUUUAAGAAAGCCAUGUCCGUAGAGGACAUCAUCGAACAGAUGAAGCUGGAGUACCGCCAACUAGAGGACGAGGUGAUCCAGCUGAUGGAGUGCUCAGCCCAGUGUCUAAACACCCUGAAGGAGAUCGCUCUGAGGCCCAAUCAACUCUCAACACCUGAAUACAUCGACCUGCUGAUAGAGGGAGAGAAGUCAGAGGCCAAGCCUGGCUUCAUGGAGCGCAUCACUAACCUCCAAGAAAUGAAGAAAAAGGCCAUUACCAUGGGGGAGGUUGCUAGCGGGGCCACAGUAGCCUCAAUUUUGCGGCCGGACAGUCCAGUGGUUAGCACCUCUCCCAGCGCAAACCCCCCAAAAAAGGACUAAAUAUAGGUUAUUAUUACACGGCUCUUCUCAAUGCUGUAGAAUUUUCCGUUCAUUUGCAUGGGAUUUAUUUACAAGGAUGCUCUUGAUGAGAAUUAACGGAGUAAUGAAAUUGAUAGAAAUUAAACAUGUAGUUAAAAAUGUUUUCUUUUUAAACUUUCUUACUGGGUAUUGGCAGAGUAAAUUGCUUAAAAACACUAUGAUAUGUGAAUGCAUUUGUGAACGUUCUUCCUUGCUUCACUGGUUCGUUUAGCUCAGAUGCUGUGUGUGGAGGCCCUCUCUCUUCUCGUUAAUCUGGACCUGACAACCUGUUUGCUCUCUGGCUGAGGUAACAUAGAGUGAGACCCCUGUGAUUCGCUCAAUCUAGAUCACGAUGUUGAAAUGAAAAAAUUAGGAGUUUAUUCCCCUGAUUUUGAUUUUGUUUCUCUUGUCCUGUGUACUUUAUAUGCUUGGCAGCAGUCACUGAAUGUAUUGACUUAAUGCUUCUUUGUACUAACUUUUCAAGUUAAUUGUGAAAAUUCCUAUGUGUACUUAACACACACUUCAGCACAUUGGAUUAUGGCUGUGAUGUGCUUUCAUCAUAAAAUA
Molecule: messenger RNA, 2601 nt
Organism: Gadus morhua (Atlantic cod)
Lineage: Eukaryota; Metazoa; Chordata; Actinopteri; Gadiformes; Gadidae
Exons: 3
Coding region: 322-2016 (564 amino acids)
Molecular function (GO): GTP binding
Source: RefSeq, a predicted model, not a curated record